Messenger RNA from Lemur catta (Ring-tailed lemur), 1448 nucleotides. It is a transcript of the gene ASB11, whose product is annotated as ankyrin repeat and SOCS box containing 11. The coding region runs from base 35 to 1006 and encodes 323 amino acids. Gene Ontology annotation, molecular function: protein binding. The record is from RefSeq and is a predicted model, not a curated record. Lineage: Eukaryota; Metazoa; Chordata; Mammalia; Primates; Lemuridae. The transcript has 7 exons. Gene Ontology annotation, biological process: protein ubiquitination; positive regulation of protein catabolic process; intracellular signal transduction.
CAGUCCCAGGACCCUAUGCAGAGCAUAAGCCAAAAUGGAAGAUGGUCCUGUUUUCUAUGGCUUUAAAAACAUUUUUAUUACAAUGUUUGCUACCUUUUUUUUCUUCAAGCUUUUAAUUAAGAUUUUUUUGGCUCUCCUAACCCAUUUCUAUGUCGUCAAAGGAAAUAGAAAAGAAGCAGCUAGGAUAGCAGAAGAGAUCUAUGGUGGAAUUUCAGACUGCUGGGCUGAUCGAUCCCCACUUCAUGAAGCUGCGGCUCAGGGGCGCUUACUGGCCCUUAAAACUCUAAUUGCACAAGGUGUCAAUGUGAACCUUGUGACAAUUAACCGAGUCUCCUCUCUCCAUGAGGCAUGCCUUGGAGGUCACGUGGCCUGUGCUAAAGCCUUAUUGGAAAAUGGUGCACAUGUGAAUGGUGUGACGGUUCACGGAGCCACGCCCCUCUUCAAUGCUUGCUGUAGUGGCAGUGCUGCGUGUGUCAAUGUGCUGCUGGAGUUUGGAGCCCAGGCCCAGCUCGAGGUGCACCUGGCUUCACCCAUCCAUGAGGCAGUGAAGAGAGGUCACAGAGAGUGCAUGGAGAUUCUGCUGGCAAAUAAUGUUAACAUUGACCAAGAGGUGCCUCAGCUCGGAACCCCCCUGUAUGUGGCCUGCACCUACCAGAGGGUAGACUGUGUGAAGAAACUUCUGGAAUUAGGAGCCAGUGUCGAUCACGGCCAAUGGCUGGACACCCCCCUGCACGCCGCAGCGAGGCAGUCCAGUGUGGAGGUCAUCCACCUGCUGACGGACUAUGGGGCUAACCUGAAGCUCAGAAAUGCUCAAGGCAAAAGUGCACUUGAUCUGGCAGCUCCAAAAAGCAGCGUGGAGCAGGCGCUCCUGCUCCAUGAAGGCCCGCCUGCUCUUUCCCAGCUCUGCCGCCUGUGUGUCCGGAAGUGCCUGGGCCGAGCAUGUCAUCAAGCUGUCCACAAGCUAUGUCUGCCAGAGCCACUCGAAAGAUUCCUCCUAUACCAAUAAUCCCAACUGCUCCUGAAAAAAUACUUGGAAAUAGGUUGUUGUCUGCUGUACCCAGGGUACCUAGUGUAGACACAGUAGCUAGACUCUCAAUAUCUUCAACCAAGCCAGUUAGAGUAAAUCCCUGAUAAUUGGGAACACUUGAGGAGUGGAAACUCCUAGGUAGUUUAAUGUUCUUAUCACUGAAGGCGCAAUUAGAAACCUUUUAGUUUUUACCUCUUUUUGUUAAGAAACUUUAAAAACCCUUGAAGUAGAGUGAAGAUGAUAGGCUAUUUUUUGAUGAUUCAGGAUCUUCCUAUACCUAAAGGUCAACAUAUCAUGUAGACACAUGUAAAUUCAGGUGGAUAAGGAUUAUAAUGAAUGUUAGGUAUUCUAAGACAUGUUCCUGAUUUAGUUCCUCACUUCUGCCCCAUUUCUCUUUCUUUCUUUCCUUCCUUGAAUAAAU